This is a messenger RNA of Racocetra fulgida, 719 nucleotides long. The record is from the annotation of a GenBank genome assembly. Lineage: Eukaryota; Fungi; Glomeromycota; Glomeromycetes; Diversisporales; Gigasporaceae.
CGGACCGCAUUGAGACUUUGGAAAUUCUUUCUUCACGAAUGCCAUUGUAUGAUAUCAUACCGGCAAUAGCCCGCAAUGAUUGGAAUGCUGAACAAGGAAGUAUCUUGUUGAGUAAUUUAUUGUUUGAAGAACCACAAAUUGAUUCGGGCAUUUUAAAAUGGAUUUCCGUAUUAAUCAACGAACAACAUUUAGAAUCUAUAUUGGCGUUUGCAAAACCUGGAAAUAUAAAGUUAUUUAGUCGAAUUUUACUUCCUAUGGACGAUUACGAAUUCUUUGAUGGAAGCAAAAAUCCUCUAAAAUUACAAGAGGUUAUUGAAAUGUCUACCUAUUUGAAGAAUAUAGCUUUUAUUUUAUAUUGGAACAGUCCCCAAUUAAAAAUAAACAACGUUAUCGAAGAACGUCACUGGCUAAUGACAUCUGAAUUUGAUAUGAGCACUUUCGCCAAAAAUGUUGUCGCCGACGAGCAGGAUCUUGAAAGAGAAAAUGAUAAAGUAAGUAUGGACAAGCGACAGGAAUCCGUUAGUCCGCGCCUUGGAGUCCUUCACAAUAUUCCUUUUGUGAUACCUUUUGAUGAACGUGUCAAAAUUUUUAGACAUUUUGUUCGUAAUGAUCGUGAUCGAUUGAAAAAUCCUGUUGCUAUUCAAUUCAUUGACGAAUUUGGAAUGCCGGAACCUGGAAUAGAUGGUGGUGGUUUAUUCAAGGAAUUUUUGACCUCGUAA